Molecule: messenger RNA, 1782 nt
Organism: Lecanosticta acicola
Lineage: Eukaryota; Fungi; Ascomycota; Dothideomycetes; Mycosphaerellales; Mycosphaerellaceae
Source: the annotation of a GenBank genome assembly
AUGACCACGACAAAUGCUUCACCUAAGCGGUCCCCUACGACUCUAAUCGAUCUUCCACCCGAACUUUGGCAACAGAUAGCCGAUCACCUCGAAACCGCGUCCUCGCUGUCCAAUUUCUCGCGAACAAGCAAAUCGCUCUAUGCAGCAAUUGAGAAAGAUGGGUGGAAGUCCUUCUGCCGGAGUCGUUUCCCUUCAAUAGCACCACGGACAACGCCAUCGUUCAGAGAAACAGCACGUACAUUGACAAGGCUGUCCAGAGCAUGGGACAGAAGAGCAUUUGUUGCUCGCCAUGUUGAACCAAGAGGAGACAUCACGUCUUAUCCAGGUGGUAAGCAGUUGGAUAGGUGGAAGCCUCCAAAGGGACAAACAAUAGGUUUCACGCCACAGCUAGAUGUCUACGAGGAAGUUGGGCAGACAUGGAGAGACAGAAAGGAGACACUGGCAUUUAGUGCUGGGGCUCAGGUUUGUCUACGACGGACUAGUGGAGAGAAUGUGAAAUGGACAACAUAUCGGCCCCGGACAGCAAGAGAGGGUAAAGACGAUAUCACAACUAUGCACCUCCUGAGGCCGUUCGAGGGCGACCCAUCAAGUGACCGGCAGAGAGUCGUGACGGGAACGGCGAAUGGCGAUUUACAGAUGCUGAACUUGCCUCUGGAUGGUCGGGAAGGGCAAGACGUGGACAUUACCUACUUCACCACGCAAGGGAAGUGUGUGAGAGCCGCUAGCGUCCUUGAACGUCCUGGAAAUACUACCCUCCUGGCCGCCAACCUGAGUGAUGCCCGAGUCGCGCUCUACAAAGUCUGUUCGGAGCAGUCAAAGAUCGCUCCAACAAGCGAGUUGGAGGUGGUACCGCCUCUGCAAGCGAAUGGUAAUCCGUCAGGCUUCUUCAGGCUGUGGUCGACAAACUUUCUAUCACCGUCGAUGCUAGCGAUUGGCACCGGGCCUUCCGAGUCACCGAUCUCAGUCUAUUCUCUCCGCGACUCAGGCCUUUCUCAGACACCAACACGGAAAUUCGGCCUGCAGAGAGGAUCACCGUCCUCUGUAUAUUGCACAGUCCCGCUUCCCACAAGCAACGGGACCCCUUCGGACGGCAACGUGUUCCUAUCAGGGGCGUAUGACGGUGUUGUACGAUUGCAUGAUCUACGUUCCAACAGGGACGUUGAACAAGCAUGGAGCGACCCUGCAGACGAUGGCACAAUCUAUAAUAUAUUACCUCGUGGCCAAGAGAAAAUACUCGUAGGAACCAGCAGGCAUCAUCUACUGAAGGUCUUCGACAUGCGCAUGGAGGCGAAACGCUACAAUUAUCUCGACGGUUACCAGUCGUCGCGCGAUCAAUCGGGGCCAUCUGACUACAAUAUCUUCCUACGCCCGAAUAACACAUCCUUCACGGCUCGAGGAAGUGGGUGGGGCCGCAGCCGGAACUUCACGACCGAAUCGAGUGUGUACUCACUCGCCUCCCCUUCCUUUCACUCUCCAUAUAUCUAUGCCGGUAUCGAAGGGGCGAUCUGGUCACUUGCAUUCACAGAAGUUUUAGACAAACACCCUGAUCCCGUAUGGUUCGAACCGUGGUCUGCAGGCAAGGAAAGCAAGGCCGGCAGUGCGAAGGGCUUCAACUCUAAGGAGGUACUGGGCUUGGCGAUGUACGAUCAAGGCACAGUCAUGAAGCUGCAAGUACAGAGGAGUCUGUGGGAGACUUGGAGGGCAUGUACACCCCGAAGGAAGGGCGUGGAUCAUGGACUGCUCGAUGAGCGAUGGAAGGGAGCCAACGAGUUCGGACCCUGA